UGGGAGAGACCCUUGUGCUGUUGGAUGUGGAUUGGACAUCGGCAAUUAUGGAUUGAAGAAUAAGAAUGAAGAGAGAGAGAGAGAGGGAGAGAAGAAUGGGUGGAGAUGCUUUAAUAUGCUCUUGUAGAUUGGACAUCUGCCCUUCUCUCUUCCCUUCUCCACCCAGUAGCCACGGCCACGUUCCAUUUUCCCUUUUUCCAUUUCUUUCAUGUUUGAUAGCAUUUCAUCUCUUCCUUCUUGUUUCUCAAUUUCCAAUUUUUAUCGUUUCAUUUUUCAAUUUCCUUCUUUCAUCCUUGCUUCUCCACUCCCCUCUGUCUGUCUGUCUGUCUGUCUGUUGUCUCUCUCUCUCUCCCCUUUUCCUCCUAGCGGAUAGAUAGAUGUACCCACAAAUUUAAAGAGAACAGAAACGACUGUUUCCUUCACAUUUGGAUUUGAGAGUGUGUUCUUCAGAAGACUCUUCAGUUUGUGAAGAUUAGUUAAUGUUGAUUGAAGUCGAUACAUUGAAGUCCAAAGAAGUUAGGAAAAGCCCAGAGAAAGCUUGCCAAUCUGUAUAGGUUAGAUUUUCCACGGAUGAAAGUUGGGAUCUGUUUCGUUCACCAGAUCUGACCAAUCAUUUCCAUUUCAAAGUGCCUUCACUCAUCGGACACCUCGACUUUGCUUUCUUGUUUUAGUCAUUCAGCUUCGCGAGCACGCUAGAUGGUCGGUUGGAACCGGUUAUCGAUAUCUCCAGGUUAUUCCUGAUGAUAAAAGGUGACGAAUUAGUUGAAAAAUGACAGGGUAUGCAAGGUUGGAGGGGCUGGAGGGUGGCUUUUACUACUAUCCAUUCAGUGAUUUUGAUGGAGGAGAUGUCUUCUGUGAUUGCUGCGCCAUUUAGAGUAGGUAACUCAAUUUGUGAUUACCCAACCUUAGGAACCCACAUGAGUAUUACUGGGCUAAAGUUGAUGGGAGAUGAAGAAAAAUUGUUUCUGAAUUCUACAGAUAACAUUUCUGCUGAGUAUGCUUCCGGUGGAGAUGAAAAUUCCAGCUGUGCUGAUUCAGUGCCUGGUGAAAUUAGCAUUAUAGCAGUGUCCGUGCCUGGUGAAAAUAGGAAUGGAGGGACUGAUUUGUUGGAUAUGAGAUCUGAAAAUGAAAGCAACUGCGGUCCUAGUGGUGCCAUAAUCCAGGAAUUUGAAGAAGAUGAUGCACUUUCAUUGGAGGGUGAUCAAAAUCUUGAUAGCUCUUGUUCGCUUUCAGUGGUUAGUGACACAAGUAGCAUAUGUGGUGAUGACUUUUUAAUUGUUGAGGCGAUGUCUGAGAUAAAAACACCAACUUCUGUCAAUGUUGAGAAGAACAUAUGUGAUGUUGAGAUAAUUGCAAAAACUGCAGAGGUGGGGGGGUUGAAUCUUGAGGGGGAGAUUGUGAAUGACCCUCUUGCCAUGGCAGUGAGCCUUGUUGAAGAGAUUGGAGAUGGAUCUAACUCGAAAUCUUCUGCAGUUGUUCUUGGGUUGCCUUUGGAAACAGGUUUGACUGGUAAAGUUUCCAGGAGUGUUUUUGAGGUGGAUUGUGUGCCCCUUUGGGGAUUUACUUCUGUGUGUGGAAGGAGGCCAGAGAUGGAAGAUGCUGUUGCAACUGUGCCUUGGUUUUUGAGAAUUCCAAUUCAGUUGCUAAUUGGUGACCAGGUUGUUGAUGGGUUGGACAGGUGUUUAAGUCAUCUUUCAGGUCAUUUCUUUGGAGUUUACGAUGGCCAUGGAGGUUCUCAGGUUGCAAACUAUUGUCAUGAUCGUCUUCAUUCUGCUUUGGCCGAGGAGUUAGAAACUAUUAUGGCCAGCCUAAGUGAUGGAACUAUAAAUGAUAAUUGCCAAGAGCAGUGGAGAAGAGCAUUCACUAAUUGUUUUCUUAAGGUUGACGCUGAGGUUGGAGGAAAAGAUAUUAACGAGCCUGUUGCUCCUGAAACUGUUGGUUCGACAGCUGUUGUUGCCAUCAUUUGCUCAUCUCAUAUUAUAGUGGCCAAUUGUGGUGAUUCGAGAGCAGUAUUAUGUCGUGGGAAAGUACCCAUGGCACUGUCUGUUGAUCAUAAACCAAAUCGAGAAGAUGAAUAUGUAAGAAUUGAAGCAGCUGGAGGCAAGGUCAUUCAAUGGAAUGGACACAGAGUCUUUGGUGUUCUUGCAAUGUCAAGGUCUAUUGGCGAUAGAUACUUGAAGCCAUCCAUUAUCCCAGAUCCAGAAGUAAUGUUUAUUCCUCGAUCCAAAGAAGAUGAAUGCCUUGUUCUUGCUAGUGAUGGCCUGUGGGACGUAAUGACUAAUGAAGAAGUCUGUGAUGUGGCUCGAAGACGGAUACUCACCUGGCACAAAAAGAACGGUGUUACACUAGCGUCAGGAAGGGGUGAAGGAGUGGAUGCUGCAGCUCAAGCAGCUGCAGAGAGCCUUUCCAACCGCGCUCUCCAGAAGGGUAGCAAGGACAACAUCACUGUCAUCGUGGUGGACUUGAAAGCCCAGAGGAAGUUCAAGAGCAAAACUUAAAACGAUACUUCGCCCACAACAUUAUUAAUUGGUUUGCUUUACGUUGUUUGCACCAUAUGUGAACGCUACAAACUGCAUAGCCUAUGUGGUUUAGCCCGUCUGUUUUUCAUCUGGGCUUUAGAGUACUAGUUUCGUUGUAAAAUAUAGAACAUACCUUUCUCUAGAACGCUGCAAUAUUUUCAAUUCAAUUCGAUUCUAUUCUAUUCUGUGA
Molecule: messenger RNA, 2709 nt
Organism: Diospyros lotus (date-plum)
Lineage: Eukaryota; Viridiplantae; Streptophyta; Magnoliopsida; Ericales; Ebenaceae
Product: probable protein phosphatase 2C 6
Exons: 5
Coding region: 780-2498 (572 amino acids)
Biological process (GO): protein dephosphorylation
Molecular function (GO): protein serine/threonine phosphatase activity; cation binding
Source: RefSeq, a predicted model, not a curated record